UGGUAGAAACGCAUCUCUGUAUUCGUUCUUCCUUUUCCUUGCUUGCAUGGUGGUUAGCUCCAUCGUGGGUCGGUUAAAAUGGGACGCCGACCAGCAAGAUGUUACCGGUACUGUAAAAACAAGCCGUAUCCAAAAUCCAGAUUCUGUCGCGGUGUGCCAGACCCAAAGAUCCGCAUUUUUGAUCUUGGAAAGAAGAAGGCGUCUGUCGAGGACUUUCCAUUAUGCGUUCACUUGGUGUCCGAUGAGUACGAGCAGCUUAGCUCUGAGGCUCUAGAAGCCGGACGUAUUUGUGCUAACAAGUACAUGGUGAAAAAUGCUGGAAAAGAUCAGUUUCAUAUUCGUAUGAGACUCCACCCGUUCCAUGUUAUUCGCAUCAACAAAAUGUUGUCGUGUGCUGGAGCCGAUAGGCUUCAAACUGGAAUGAGAGGUGCCUUUGGUAAGCCGCAAGGCACUGUGGCUAGGGUACACAUUGGUCAACCCAUUAUGAGCGUGCGUUCUUCUGACCGACACAAGGCGGCCGUCAUUGAAGCUCUGCGACGUGCUAAGUUCAAGUUUCCUGGUCGCCAAAAGAUUUAUGUGUCGAAGAAGUGGGGCUUCACGAAGUACGAUCGUACAGAGUAUGAGGAACUGAAAGUGGCGGGCCGCCUUGCCCCGGACGGCUGCAAUGUCAAGUAUCUGCCUGAGCAUGGACCGCUCGAAGAAUGGAAGAAGUUCAGGAAGGUACUUGCUGCGGCUUAAAUAAGCAUUGAAGAUUUUGGACAUUGAAUUGAAUAAAAUGAAUAAUCAGAAAAAAA
Vollenhovia emeryi is the source of this 794-nucleotide messenger RNA. RefSeq names its product 60S ribosomal protein L10 (gene RpL10). NCBI's taxonomy places the organism in Eukaryota, Metazoa, Arthropoda, Insecta, Hymenoptera, Formicidae. The transcript is spliced from 4 exons. Gene Ontology annotation, molecular function: structural constituent of ribosome. The coding region runs from base 79 to 738 and encodes 219 amino acids. Gene Ontology annotation, biological process: translation; ribosomal large subunit assembly. Gene Ontology annotation, cellular component: ribosome; cytosolic large ribosomal subunit. The record is from RefSeq and is a predicted model, not a curated record.